Messenger RNA from Aegilops tauschii subsp. strangulata, 3253 nucleotides. Its product is annotated as probable mixed-linked glucan synthase 8. Gene Ontology annotation, molecular function: cellulose synthase (UDP-forming) activity. Gene Ontology annotation, cellular component: membrane. The record is from RefSeq and is a predicted model, not a curated record. NCBI's taxonomy places the organism in Eukaryota, Viridiplantae, Streptophyta, Magnoliopsida, Poales, Poaceae. Gene Ontology annotation, biological process: cellulose biosynthetic process.
CCAGGCGAGGGCACGUGGAGGUGCCUCGGAUUCGGCGCGGGCUGGCGGGGCGGCGCCCCUCCGGCGUGUAGCGGCCGGAUCUGGUCGAACCUGGCCAGAUCCGUGGUGUGUUUGACGCGCGCCGGCCCUGCGCGCUGGUCCUAUGAUGCUGGAGCAGGCGGCUCCGGCCGUGAUAGAUGCGGGAUGCAGGGACUAAUCUGGUCACUGUAGGCUCGCCGUGGGCGGGGUGGACCACGACUCCAUGGCUUCUACGACUAGGUUCUGCGGCGGUGGCGGUGCGAGACUGCAUGGACGAGCUUCUGUGGGCACGAGCGAAGGUGUGCGGCGAUACAGACGAAAGUCCUGCACGACCAGAGGCCGGUGGCGAUGGCGCCUGUGGGUGUCAUUUUCCUCCUUGAAGGCGUCACCUGAGGUGUGUUGGCAUCUUUCUCGUGCUCGGAUGGUGGUUUGUCACCGGGCGAAAUCCUAGGUCCGGUGUUGGAUCGGCGUGAUGGCGGCGUGUUUGACGUCGUUCUUCUGUUGGGAGCAUCACGUUUGAAGACACUUCCUGAAAGCUCUUUGCGGCGCUCCUCCGGUGCUCGCCGCUAUUCAAGGUGAAGCUCCAGGCGCAAUGUACGACAUCUUCGAUGAGUCCAAGAUGAAGCUCUUCCUGGGAUCGACCAAGUCCCGCCAUCUACCCCUGCUUCCUGGAUGGAUGGUGCGUUGUUGAGGGAAGUUGUAGUGGGAGCUGCUGCUGUCUUCGAAGGUUAUUGACUCUGGUCAGAGUUAUAGUGGUUAUUCUAUUCUUCACAUGGCGCAUGAGGCACCGGGACUCGGACGCGAUGUGGCUGUGGUGGAUCUCGGUCGUGGGCGACCUCUGGUUCGGAGUGACCUGGCUGCUCAACCAGAUCACCAAGCUCAGGCCCAGAAAAUGCGUCCCGAGCAUCUCCGUCCUCAGAGACCAUCUCGACCAGCCCGACGGCGGCUCCGACCUCCCCCUCCUGGACGUGUUCAUCAACACGGUCGACCCGGUGGACGAGCCAAUGCUCUACACCAUGAACUCCAUCCUCUCCAUCCUGGCCACCGACUACCCGGUCGAGAAGUACGCCACCUACUUCUCCGACGACGGCGGGUCGCUGGUGCACUACGAGGGCCUGCAGCUGGCGGCGGAGUUCGCCGCGUCGUGGGUGCCGUUCUGCCGGAAGCACUGCGUCGAGCCCCGGGCCCCGGAGAGCUACUUCUGGGCCAAGAUGCGCGGGGAGUAUGCGGGCAGCGCGCCCAAGGAGUUCCUUGACGACCAUCGGAGGAUGCGUGCGGCGUACGAGGAGUUCAAGGCGAGGCUGGACGGGCUUUCUGCUGCCAUCGAGCAGCGGUCGGAGGCGUGCAACCGUGCCAACGGGAAAGACAAAGAGGAGUGUGCAAAUGCUACCUGGAUGGCUGAUGGGUCCACGCAAUGGCAGGGGACAUGGAUCAAGCCGGCAAAGGGCCACAGGAAAGGACACCACCCUGCAAUUCUUCAGGUUAUGCUGGAUCAACCGAGCAAGGAUCCUGAGCUGGGCAUGGCGGCGAGCUCCGACCACCCCCUGGACUUCAGCGCCGUGGACGCGCGCCUCCCGAUGCUGGUCUACAUCGCCCGGGAGAAGCGGCCGGGCUACGACCACCAGAAGAAGGCGGGCGCCAUGAACGUGCAGCUGCGCGUCUCCGCGCUGCUCUCCAACGCGCCUUUCAUCAUCAACUUCGACGGCGACCACUACGUCAACAACUCGCAGGCCUUCCGCGCCGCCAUCUGCUUCAUGCUCGACCCGCGCGACGGCGCCGACACCGCCUUCGUCCAGUUCCCGCAGCGCUUCGACGACGUCGACCCCACCGACCGCUACUGCAACCACAACCGCAUGUUCUUCGACGCCACCCUGCUCGGCCUCAACGGCAUCCAGGGCCCCUCCUUCGUCGGCACCGGCUGCAUGUUCCGCCGCGUCGCGCUCUACAGCGCCGACCCUCCCCGGUGGCGCCCCGACGACGCCAAGGAGGCCAAGGCCUCGCGCUACAGGCCCAACAUGUUCGGCAAAUCCACGUCCUUCAUCAACUCGAUGCCGGCGGCCGCCAACCAAGAGCGGUCCGUCCCUUCACCAGCGACCGUCGGCGAGGCGGAGCUCGCCGACGCCAUGACGUGCGCCUACGAGGACGGCACCGAGUGGGGCAACGACGUCGGGUGGGUGUACAACAUCGCGACGGAGGACGUGGUGACCGGCUUCCGGCUGCACCGGACGGGGUGGCGCUCCACGUACUGCGCCAUGGAGCCCGACGCGUUCCGCGGCACGGCGCCCAUCAACCUCACGGAGCGGCUCUACCAGAUCCUGCGCUGGUCGGGGGGAUCCCUCGAGAUGUUCUUCUCCCGCUUCUGCCCGCUCCUGGCCGGCCGCCGCCUCCACCCCAUGCAGCGCGUCGCCUACAUCAACAUGACCACCUACCCGGUCUCCACCUUCUUCAUCUGCAUGUACUACUUGUACCCGGUGAUGUGGCUCUUCCAGGGGGAGUUCUACAUCCAGAGGCCGUUCCAGACGUUCGCGCUCUUCGUCGUCGUCAUCAUCGCCACGGUGGAGCUCAUCGGCAUGGUGGAGAUCAGGUGGGCCGGCCUCACGCUGCUCGACUGGGUCCGCAACGAGCAGUUCUACAUCAUCGGCACCACCGGCGUGUACCCGAUGGCCAUGCUGCACAUCCUCCUCAGGUCCCUCGGCAUCAAGGGGGUGUCCUUCAAGCUCACGGCCAAGAAGCUCACAGGCGGCGCGAGGGAGAGGCUCGCGGAGCUCUACGACGUGCAGUGGGUGCCGUUGCUGGUGCCCACUGUGGUGGUGAUGGCCGUGAACGUGGCCGCCAUCGGCGCGGCGGCGGGCAAGGCGAUCGUUGAGCGGUGGUCGGCCGCGCAGGUCGCGGGGGCGGCGAGCGGGCUCGUCUUCAACGUGUGGAUGCUGCUGCUGCUCUACCCGUUCGCGCUCGGGAUAAUGGGGCGCUGGAGCAAGAGGCCAUACAUCCUGUUCAUUGUGCUGGUGACCGCGGUCGCUGCCACCGCGUCCAUGUAUGUCGCGCUCGCCGGCUCCCUGCCGUACUUGCAUUCGGGGAUAAAGCUAGUUUAAAUUUUGUACUCCUAAGUAAUGCUGCAAAGCCUGUAAGAGCUGUGAGUCAAAAUAGUUCAGAUUGCAGCAUGUAAUAAAGUUUACCUUAAAGGUUAUGUUCGUCCACCCUCCUCCUUCAAAAUAAAAAAGUUAGGGUUACUGCC